Penicillium salamii is the source of this 654-nucleotide messenger RNA. Lineage: Eukaryota; Fungi; Ascomycota; Eurotiomycetes; Eurotiales; Aspergillaceae. The record is from the annotation of a GenBank genome assembly.
AUGCAAACCCUCAAGAACGACUGGCUCACAGACAAUAUCAUCUCAUUCUGGGAGGAAUACCUUGAACACGAGUUCCUCACCCGAUACAAGUCCUCCAAUAUCAUCCUCCUCCGCCCUAGCAUGUCCUUCAUGAUCCUUCAAACACCCGACCCACGCACUCUCCGCGAAGCACUACCAGACUUCUCCCGAGCCACACAUGUCUUCCUGCCUAUCAACGAUUGCCGCAAUGUCAGCCAAGCAGAGGGUGGCACCCAUUGGUCCCUCCUGCUUAUCUCUGUUGUCGAUCGCAUUGCCUUCCACUAUGAUUCUCUAUACCAAGGAAAUGUCUGGGAAGCUGAUGUGGUUACCCGUAAAUUCGGGUAUCUCCUAAACAUGCCGAUCAGGUUCAUGCAUUUGAACGACUCCCCCCAGCAAGAUGGAGGCAGUGACUGUGGUGUCUUCGUAUGCAUGAACAUGCGACACCUUCUCAUGAAGCGGCUACUGAUGGCCAGCGCACAUGAGAAAGUCAGCAUGAGUCUCGGUGGGAGGAAAGUCGAUGCCCAUGGUUCACGCAAAGAGAUGGCCAAGAUCAUUGAAGGGUUUAGGAAAGAAGGCGAACGCCGACGAUCGUAUGUUAUUGUGCUGAGACUGUUCUCCAACAAGAUCAAAUACUGA